This is a messenger RNA of Sebastes umbrosus (honeycomb rockfish), 1639 nucleotides long. RefSeq names its product N-acetyllactosaminide beta-1,3-N-acetylglucosaminyltransferase 2. The transcript has 2 exons. Bases 163 to 1494 code for a protein of 443 amino acids. Gene Ontology annotation, cellular component: membrane. NCBI's taxonomy places the organism in Eukaryota, Metazoa, Chordata, Actinopteri, Perciformes, Sebastidae. The record is from RefSeq and is a predicted model, not a curated record. Gene Ontology annotation, molecular function: hexosyltransferase activity.
GUUUCAGUGUGAAUUUUUUCCUUUCUGGUUUUCCUAACCCCCCAUGAAGUGGUUCAUUCCAAUUAGGGCGGGGCCAGGAGGGGAUAUAUAAAGCCAUGCAGCCAAGGACUGCGGGGGAGUUGCUGCUGGGGACAGCUUGCAGAGAGGUGGUAUUUCAGCUGAAUGGCGCGCUGCUACUGUCGCUGGCGUAGAGUGCUGAUCUGUGUGUGCACACCAUGCAUCUCCCUGGCCCUGCUGUUCGUCUACUCCUUCAUCAUGUUGUGUAUGGACAUGAAUAGGGAAUCGACCCCAGCGGGCCCGCCACCUAAUCACUUCGUGGCCAUGGGGACUUUGCGUAACACAGGCUUCGCCCCACUCCCUAAAAGUUUCUGGGAGCUGCAUGGGGACGCCAUUUGGAACCGUCUUCAGCUCAAUGUCGACCGCCAUUUCAACCCCAUUCUGCGCCCCGACAACGCCGCGACGGGGUUAGAAAAUGGUAGCUUUUAUGAGUCCCUACUGAAGCAAAGUUUCUCCAAAGUUACCAACGUGGACAGCAUGAAGGAAACCUUUGAGCAGCUGCCGCAGCAGAUACAGAAGUUUGUGACCCACAUGCAAAGGAGAGACUACCCAACCCUCAUCCAGCCAGAGGGAGGAUGUGGAGCUGGGGCAAAGAAUGAGACGGAGUCCCCUCUCCUUCUCCUGGCCAUCAAGUCAACAGAGCUGAAUUUUAAGAACCGGCAUGCCAUUCGACAGACCUGGGGCCGGGCGGGAUGGGUGGCAGGUGGAGGAUACGUCCGCAGGGUGUUCCUGCUCGCCAAAGCAAACACUGAAAUGCUGCCCAUGGGUAUGUCUGACUUCCUGCAGAUGGAGAGUGAACAUUACGGAGACAUCCUGCAGUGGGACUUCAGCGACACAUUUUUCAACCUCACCUUGAAAGAUGUGCUGUUCUGGAGCUGGUUCUCGCGCUCGUGCAACCGGACUCUCUUCGUCUUAAAGGGGGACGACGACGUCUUCGUCAACACCCCGAAAUUGAUAACCUACCUUCGGGACCAGCUGGAGAAACCACAAGCACACGAGACCAUAAAAGACUUCAUGGUUGGAGAUGUCAUAGUUUCAGCCAAACCCAGCCGAGCCAAAGAGUCCAAGUACUUUAUCCCUGAAAGCUUCUACAAGGGCCAUUAUCCUGUGUACGCAGGCGGCGGAGGGGUGGUGUACUCAGGCCUGUUGAUCAAACGCCUACACCACGUGUCUAAAAGGGUCAACCUGUUCCCCAUCGACGACGUUUAUGUGGGAAUGUGCAUGGUUCGGCUCAACGCUAAUCUAGUCCACCACCCCGCCUUCCUCACGUUUGACUUUCCCAAAAAGAAAAAGGAGGAGCUGUGUUCGUAUCACAAAAUCCUAUUGGUCCACAAACGAAGCCCCGAGCAGGUGGUUAAACUGUGGGCCGACGUGGAAAAGACUCAGGCAGAGUGUCGUGAUGUGCUCCCGAGACAGAAAGGCAAGGAGAAACUGUAAGGCCAUCCAAAGUUUCUUUGUUAAGCGGUUUUGUCGCUACAGUCUGUGGUGAGCUGCUGUCAGUCAUGAAGACGUGACACUGUAUUUAUACACUGUAUUUAUUUACUCAAGGCAUCCAUGUUCCAGGGUUAUAUUUGAUUAUACC